This is a messenger RNA of Debaryomyces hansenii CBS767, 1917 nucleotides long. It is a transcript of the gene HGT5, whose product is annotated as Hgt5p. Gene Ontology annotation, molecular function: carbohydrate:proton symporter activity. The record is from RefSeq and is a predicted model, not a curated record. The coding region runs from base 1 to 1917 and encodes 638 amino acids. Lineage: Eukaryota; Fungi; Ascomycota; Pichiomycetes; Serinales; Debaryomycetaceae. Gene Ontology annotation, cellular component: membrane. The transcript has a single exon. Gene Ontology annotation, biological process: transmembrane transport; carbohydrate transport.
AUGGUAUCUAGAUCUGUUAAUUCAUAUGACGAUACUUCAGAUGAAGAUACGUUGCUUUUCAACCUGGAUGUGUCGGGUUUACCUCAGACGCAUAACCAGCAAUUAACUAAUUCACUGACAAAGGAGAACCAAAGACCUAUAAGUAAUAAGAAUUUAAAGCUAAACCUGGAAGAGGAUGAAUUUGGCGAUAAGAGGACCCUUUUUGAGUCUUUUCACGAACAUAAGUCUAGCACGGACGACGAAAGUUUUGAUCCGGUUAAGUUUGGGUCGCAUUCGUCAGACGGGACAGACAAUAGUACGUAUACUGAUGAUUUUGGUAACCGAUAUGAUCACGUUGACUUUAAUUCAAGACAGUAUACACUGAAGUUGAAGUUUAAAGGAAAGAGGUUGGUGUACUUCACGUCUGCAUUUGUUUCGCUAUUUGUUUCAUUAUUCGGAUACGAGCAGGGGGUUUGUUCUGGGAUUUUAACGUUUGUUACGUUUAUAAAGUAUUUUAAUGAGCCGACUUCAUCGGAGGUGGGUACUAUAAUAUCUAUUUUAGAAAUAGGAGCUAUGAUUUCAUCGAUGCUUGUGUCGAAAAUAUCCGACAGGUUUGGCCGGAAAAGGACUAUCUUGUUAGGGACGGUCAUUUUCAUGAUCGGAGGAUUGUUGCAAACGUUCGCUACAAAUUUAUAUGUUUUUAGCGUUGGCAGAGUUAUCAGUGGGUUUGGUGUGGGUAUUUUAUCCACCAUGGUUCCUUCUUAUCAGUGUGAGAUUUCCCCAUCAGAAGAAAGAGGAAAAUUAGUUUGUGGUGAAUUUACUGGUAAUAUAGCAGGAUACGCAUUGAGUGUGUGGGUAGACUAUUUCUGUUACUUUAUUCAAGACAUUGGCGAUGCUAGAGAAAAUCCUCAUUCCUUUGCCGCAAACUUAUCGUGGAGACUUCCGUUAUUCAUACAAGUUGCAAUCGCGUUUGUAUUACUUCUCGGGGGAUUUUUUGUGGUCGAAUCACCCAGAUGGUUGCUUGAUGUCGACAGCGACCAACAGGGCUUCCAUGUAUUAUGCUUAUUAUACGACAGUUCGCCAGAUGAUGAUAAACCACGUAAUGAGUUCUUCUUGAUCAAGAAUUCGAUUUUGAACGAAAGAAAGUUGGUUCCAAAGGCCGAAAGAAGCUGGCGUAAAAUGUUUUCUAAUUACUUAACGAGAGUGUUGAUUGCCUGUUCGGCAUUGGCAUUUGCCCAAUUCAAUGGUAUCAAUAUCAUAUCUUACUAUGCCCCUAUGGUGUUUGCAGAAGCAGGCUUCAACGACUCCAAAGCGCUCUUAAUGACCGGUAUCAACGGCUUGGUAUACCUAGCAUCCACCAUUCCUCCUUGGUUUCUCGUUGACAAAUGGGGCCGUAGGCCAAUUCUUAUCAGUGGUGGCUUGUCCAUGGCAGUAUGUUUUGCCCUUAUAUCCUACAUCAUGUACCUCAACCGAUCAUUCACCCCGUCAAUGGUCGCAUUGCUCGUUAUCAUCUACAACGCAUCGUUCGGCUACAGUUGGGGUCCCAUUGGUUUCUUGAUUCCUCCAGAAGUAUAUCCAUUAGCCGUGAGAUCCAAGGGAGUAUCGCUCUCCACCGCCACAAACUGGCUAAGCAACUAUAUUGUUGGCCAGCUCACCCCAAUCCUCCAGGAAUCAAUUGGCUGGGUUAUGUACAUUUUCCCAAUGUGCAGUUGUAUUAUUUCGGUGUUCGUUGUGUACUACUUCUACCCCGAAACAAAGGGUGCAGAAUUAGAGGAUAUUGACCGUUUGUUCGAUGAAUUCUACGGCAAGAAAACCCCUAUGAAUGAUUAUUCAUUGGUCACAAAUACGACCGAUAACAGAAAUGACGUAGAACUCGAUGAUUUGGACGAAUUAGAUUACGAAGUGGCUGAACCUGCUGUCAGAAGACAUUUGUUAUGA